CGAGCCUGUGGCUCUGUCACUCUUUCAAAAUCACUCUGAAUCCAUCCUGACAGAGCGCUUCAUAUGGCGCCAGCUGCACCAAAUGUCCAGCAGCUGAUUGUGAGAAAAGAAGAGUUUCUCCAUAGGCAGCAGAAGAGGAGCUCCAGUCUGAACCAGGAGGAGUCACCAGAACCAGCACACAUUUGUAAAAGAAAGUGUCAAACAAAACAGCAUGUCAGAGUCCACACAGGGGAGAAACCGUUUGGUUGUUCAGUUUGUGGUAAAAGAUUUUUUCAAUCAGGAUUUCUAAAGAGACACCUGAGUGUCCACACAGGUGAGAAACCAUUUAGCUGUUCAGUUUGUGGUAAAAGAUUUUCACUACAAGGAAAUCAAAAGACCCACUCGAUUGUUCACACAGGGGAGAAACCAUUUAGCUGUUCAGUUUGUGGUCAAAGAUUUUCACAACAAGGCUAUCUAAAGACCCACUCUAGUGUCCACACAGGGGAGAAACCAUUUAGCUGUUCAGUUUGUGGUCAAAGAUUUUCACAACAAGGCUAUCUAAAGACCCACUCUAGUGUCCACACAGGGGAGAAACCAUUUAGCUGUUCAGUUUGUGGUAAAAGUUUUUCUCAACAAGGAAUUCUAAAGAGACACUUGAGUGUCCACGCAGAAGAGAAACCAUUUAGCUGUUCAGUUUGUGGUAAAGGAUUUUCACAACAAGGCCAUCUAACGACCCACUCGAGAAUCCAUACAGGGGAGAAACCAUUUAGCUGUUCAGUUUGCGGUAAAAGAUUUUGCCAACAAGGACUUCUAAAGAGACCCUUGAGUGUCCACACAGGGGAGAAAUAAUUCCGUGGUUCCUUUUUGUUAAAAUGUUUGUGAUCAAAGGGUCACAAAUCCAGUGCAUUUCAAAAAUCACAAGUGUGUUGCCAUGAGCAGUGGAAAUCCAGAAUAAGAUGUUUGUCAUUUCAUCUUUCUAAGGCCGGCCACACCAGAUGAUUUUUUAAUCUGAAACGAUUUUAAAACCGUCGGAGACCACAGACUUCAGGACAAUUUCCAAAGAUUUUUUAUCUUUAAUCCUCUG
Cheilinus undulatus (humphead wrasse) is the source of this 1063-nucleotide messenger RNA. RefSeq names its product gastrula zinc finger protein XlCGF49.1-like. The transcript is spliced from 2 exons. The record is from RefSeq and is a predicted model, not a curated record. Bases 64 to 828 code for a protein of 254 amino acids. Lineage: Eukaryota; Metazoa; Chordata; Actinopteri; Labriformes; Labridae.